AUUAGAAACUGGAAAGAGAAGAAUUAAUGACAAAAGCUGACAACGACAACAAAUCCUCAAAUUUGCUGUCAACCAAUAAAUGUUGAUUUUAGUAAAUUAAACAUUGUGCAUUAAUCCAGUAUUACAGAGAAAAGCUGAAACAAAAUAAUUAGCCACUAUAUUGCUAUAAAUGGCCCUAAUAGCAGACGAUACAAUCGCCUUCGGCGAAGAAGACUUACGUGCAGGGGGCCCCAAUGGAGCCCUAACCCACCCCUAUGUCACACUGUUUCAUGUGGGGUUUAGAACUGCCGCAAUUGUGGCCUACAUGCUUUGUGGCUGGUUCAGUGAUAGUUUUAUAACCAGUUUUGUUACCAUCGUGCUGUUACUUUCAAUGGACUUUUGGACUGUUAAAAAUAUCACAGGAAGACUGAUGGUAGGGUUGAGGUGGUGGAAUUAUGUGGAUGAUGAUGGCAAGUCGCAUUGGGUAUACGAAUCGAGAAAGGGUCUCAUUCAGGGUAGAAUAAACGAACGCGAGUCUAAAAUAUUUUGGACAGCUUUAAUUUUAUCACCACUUGUAUGGGGAUUGUUCUUUUUGAUUGCCCUAUUUGGGCUAAAGCUGAAAUGGAUGUUGGUUGUAUUAAUAUCCCUCACUUUAAAUGGAGCGAAUUUGCACGGUUAUAUCCGUUGCAAAGUGGGCAACAAGGACAGUUUAGGCACGGUUACUUCAGAUUUUCUUAAAAAACAAGUGAUGCAGAAUGCGAUUAAUAUUGUUACGCGACCAUCGAACGCCCCUCCGGCUAAUCCUUUAAGUCCGCCAACCAAUACAGUUUAAGUUUAUAAAAAAUUCCAUUGUUAAUGCCCUUAAAAUUUUAUUACUUUUACUUGAUUCUAAAUUAGCGUAAUAUUUACUUUCAAAAUGUAAAUAAUUCUUUUUUUUUUGUGAUUGUGAUAUAUCGGUGUGUAUAUAUACCGAAUUCCUCCAAAGUGACUAGUUUUAUUUCAAAGCUAAUUUAUUUAUUAAGUAUCGGGAUUAAGCGCCGGAUAGUGAAGAUUUAUAUUAUAUUAAUUUUUUAAAUACGUCUAUGGGUUAAUUAAAGUCCAACGUUUAAACAUUUUAUUGUAUUUCAUACGCACAAUAAACACGCUUGAUGUUG
Dendroctonus ponderosae (mountain pine beetle) is the source of this 1133-nucleotide messenger RNA. RefSeq lists its product as uncharacterized. The transcript is spliced from 4 exons. Gene Ontology annotation, biological process: vesicle-mediated transport; protein secretion. Gene Ontology annotation, cellular component: Golgi membrane. The record is from RefSeq and is a predicted model, not a curated record. Bases 170 to 811 code for a protein of 213 amino acids. Lineage: Eukaryota; Metazoa; Arthropoda; Insecta; Coleoptera; Curculionidae.